Messenger RNA from Paralichthys olivaceus (Japanese flounder), 1672 nucleotides. The record is from RefSeq and is a predicted model, not a curated record. NCBI's taxonomy places the organism in Eukaryota, Metazoa, Chordata, Actinopteri, Pleuronectiformes, Paralichthyidae.
GAUUACAGCACCUCACUCUUAAAACUGAACUGUUCAAUCACGUGUUGUUAUUUCCAGACCAACAGUAAAGCCUUCACUGCCAAGACGUCCUGUGUGCGUCGGCGCUACAGCGAGUUUGUGUGGCUCAAGAAGAAGAUGCAGAAGAACGCUGGGUUGGUGCCGGUCCCAGAUCUUCCAGGGAAAUCCUUCUUCUCCUUCAGUAACGAGGACUUUCUGGAGAGGAGGAGGACGGGACUUCAGGCCUUUCUGGACAAAGUGGUGAACAUGACCGUGUGCCUGUCGGACAGCCAGCUCCACCUCUUCCUGCAGACCCAGCUGCCCGUCGGUCACAUCCAGGACUGCGUUCAGGGCCACACCCCCUACUCCGUGACCGACGCCAUCCUCACCUACGCCUCGUCCAACUGGGGCUGGGCUCAGGCUCAGGAGGACGAUUCCAUCAAGGAGCCAAGUUUGACCGUCUCUUAUGAGUCCAUGGAGAGUCCGGCUCCUCAUCAACCUACAAUCAAUCUACAAACUGCAGAGACGUUCAGGACCGAGCCUGUCUUCUGUGGAGACUCUGACCCUCUGGCAGGUUUACUGGAGCGCCGUGAAAGAGACGAGACGGAGUUACGGCAGGAAUCCUCGAUAAAGUUCUGCCAGGAGAGCGACCAUCUCGAGGCCGUGGUGGAGCGUGACCGCGAACCAGCAGAGGCAACCUUUUAUCUGGGCGACGGACAGGAUGAGCAGAUGAGCUGCCAGAUACAGACACCGGUGGAGGUGCAUUCCCCCGUGGGGCCUGGCUUCGAGAGGGACUGUGAGCUUGAGGAGGAGAGUUCAGAAGAAGAGGAAAGUGUGGACGUUUUAGAAGAAAAGACUGUUUCCUUUUCAGAAAUGGAGGUAAAGACCGAUCAGCUGCACAGCCCUGAGGAGGCAAAUCUAGAAAAUGUGGCCUGUGAGCCAGAACAAUGUAUAGAUUCUGUAGUAACAGUAGAUUUUAAAGACAAUGACUCUGAGAGUGAGAUCAUAGAAAGUAACGGAAGAUCUCAGGAGGAAGUUCUAGAAAACCUCUCUGAGGACGACUUUCAGAAAUCAGACGAGCAGCAGGAGACAGAAGAAAGUUCUGAAUCUGAGAGCGAAGAGGAGACGACGCUUCAGUCAGAAAUCCACGUAGAAGCUGAAGAAGCGAAGAGCGUCCCGGAGGUGGACGGUCGUAGCGCCGCUCAACCGCAAAUGGACCAAGUUGAAGUGGAUUCAGUCGGGACCAAGGAUGAGAGCGACGAGGACACGCGCUCGCUGCCGUCCUCCAACGAGAGCAUCGUCAAGGUCAGCGACGAGGAAAGCGUUUGCGAUGAGACGGACGAGUCCAUCGAGGCCGUGAACGGCUUCGCGAAGAUGUCGGACGUAGACGCCUCCAGCCAGAACAUUCUGGACCUGCAGCUCAACGGAUUCCCCGUGGAAAAAAAAGACGACCUGCGGUAUCUGACGGCUCUGGACGUGAACUCAACCGCAGCCGGUGGAGACUUGACUGAAAGCGGAGACUUCAGCGUCUUGGAGAGCAGCUGCGUCCCCGGAGCAGCCGAGGGUAAAUGUGCGGAGGAGGAGACUCGGUCCUCGGUGUCUCUGGAAGCCGCCGAGGAAACUCAUGAGGUGCAAGUUUAACGACGACGGCCGCGGUCGGCUCCAUUAAAAAAAA